AUGGAGAAACCACCAGUUUUGGACCAAUACGACGGGACCACUGACCUUGACGACCAUAUCCGGAGCAUCGAAGCCGUCAUGGAUUAUCACGUCGUCAAGGGCUCCAUCAAAUGCUGCAUUUUUCCAACCACCCUCAGGAAAGGAGCGAUGACUUGGUACAGAAACCUCCGCCCCAAUUCUAUCCACUCCUGGACCGAGCUCAAGGAACUCUUCUUGAGCCACUUCACGGCCUCCCGUCGGCAACCGAAAUCAGAAGCGAAUCUCGAAGCCGUGAUCCAAGGACCCAACGAACCCCUUCGGGAUUACCUCGACAGGUUCAACAAAGAAGCCGUCCAAGUACAGACGGCCGACUACAUGAAAAGAUACCUCCUAGAACGAGGACUUCUCCCCGGAAGCGACUUCAAGAAAGCCAUAAAAAUUGAGAAGGUACACACUAUGAACGCCCUCCUCCGCAAAGCCCAAGCAUUCAUCGCUUUCGAGGAAGGCAAAGCAGCUGCGAUCAAAGCUUUGAGGGGCAAUGAUGCUGCUCGCAGCUCAAACCACGACGACUCAAGUUCGCGUCGAGGACAUGACAAAAGGAGAGACGAUAGGUCCCGUGACACCAAAGAGCGCUGA
Molecule: messenger RNA, 615 nt
Organism: Vicia villosa (hairy vetch)
Lineage: Eukaryota; Viridiplantae; Streptophyta; Magnoliopsida; Fabales; Fabaceae
Exons: 1
Coding region: 1-615 (204 amino acids)
Source: RefSeq, a predicted model, not a curated record